Aedes albopictus (Asian tiger mosquito) is the source of this 16371-nucleotide messenger RNA. RefSeq names its product bromodomain-containing protein DDB_G0270170-like. NCBI's taxonomy places the organism in Eukaryota, Metazoa, Arthropoda, Insecta, Diptera, Culicidae. Bases 6174 to 9467 code for a protein of 1097 amino acids. The record is from RefSeq and is a predicted model, not a curated record. Gene Ontology annotation, biological process: DNA integration. The transcript is spliced from 2 exons. Gene Ontology annotation, molecular function: nucleic acid binding.
UUGAAUAUACAGGGUGUUAGGUUCCUGAGUGCAAACUUUUUAGAGGGUGAUAGAGGACCAUAAAUGGAGAAAAAAAUUGUUCUGCGCAUAUGGUCAAAUCUCAACCGUUACGUAGUUAUUGAACUUCCCAUGUUUAUGACUCUUAUUGCCUUAACUGGCAAUAACUUGAAAAUGGUCAAACUUAUCGAAGUUUUUUUACCCUUAUUCGAAAGAUUAUUGAAUUUUCUAACAAAUGGCAUCUUUGAAUCGAUUGGUUUAGUUAAAUAACUAAGUUUUCUAGAGAAAAAUAGCUAAAAAUAGUGUAUUUUUAUUGGUUUUUGUCAAUUAUCUUUGAAACAUGUGUAAUAAAUUAAAAUUCUUUCUUUGGCAAAGUUGUGGCCCCUGUUACACUCUACAAUUCGUUAUUUGACACCAAACUUCUAUCUCUGAUCGUUUUGUUGCUAUUUCGAUUUUAACAUCGCAUUUCAGAUCAUAAAUUUGCAACUGUCAUGGAAAGUACUCUUUUGCGCAAUGUGCCGCACAUUUAAAUCGAAAUUGCAAGAAAACGAUAAGAGCUAGAAGUUUGGUGUCAAAGAACGAAUUGUAGAGUGUAACAGGGGCCACAGCUUUGCCAAAGGAAGAAUUUUAAUUUAUUACACAUGUUUCAAAGAUAAUUGACAAAAACCAAUGAAAAUACACUAUUUUUAGCUAUUUUUCUCUAGAAAACUUAGUUAUUUAACUAAACCAAUCGAUUCAAAGAUGCCAUUUGUUAGAAAAUUCAAUAAUCUUUCGAAUAAGGGUAAAAAAACUUCGAUAAGUUUGACCAUUUUCAAGUUAUUCCCAGUUAAGGCAAUAAGAGUCAUAAACAUGGGAAGUUCAAUAACCACGUAACGGUUGAGAUUUGACCAUAUGCGUAGAACAAUUUUUUUCUCCAUUUAUGGUCCUCUAUCACCCUUUAAAAAGUUUGCACUCAGGAACCUAACACCCUGUAUAGAUACUUAUGCAUAGUUGUACCCAUGUAUAUAUUUAAACUCCACUUAACUCGAAAUCAAUAAUUAAGAAUUCUGCAGUUCAGGAGUGUAGUGAUAUCUAGAGUGGGUAAAUUGAAACAAAUCCAAUACAACGCACAUCCUGAGUGCAUUGCUUUUAGCGUAAAUACUGACUACUUUGGUUUGAGCCGUAACACGCCACACGUAAAAAUCCCCAUGGCGAAUAACAUAGGAGAAAAUACGAAUCGAUACAAUCGACAAAGACCCACGCGACGCAAUAAGGACUACGAAUGAAAACUUGGAACAUGGAAUUGCAAGUCACUAGUUUUCGCAGAAUGUGACAGGAUAAUUUACGACGAACUACAUCCCCGCAACUUCGACAUCUUGGCGUUGCGGGAACUUUGUUGGACUUUGUGUGGAAAAGCGGGCAUCGAGCGGCUACUUUCUACCAAAGCUGUGGCACCACCAAUGAACUGGGAGCAGGAUUUAUAGUGUUGGGCAAGAUGCGACAACGUGUGAUCGGGUGGCAGCCGAUCAACGCAAGAAUGUACAUGUUAAGAGUUAAGGGCCAUUUCUUCAACUACAGCAUCAUCAACGUCCACUGCCCACACGAAGGGAGACCUGAUGACUAGUGCAACAAACCGCUGAAUUGAGAUUCAGCAAUUUAUUGCCAAAAUGAUAAUUUUUGUCAUUUUUCGGGAAUGGGGCAUACGUCACCCUUUUCCCCAAUCAUUUGCAACAAUUUUGCAUUUUUCGCUCAUGCCGAAAUAAGAGAAAGGGAAACCAACAUUUUGGGAUCUCGGCUUAUAUUUUAUGACAUAAACAUCGGGCAUGGUUUUCAACAUAUGUUGAAGCCUUCUGUGCCUGUAUUCUGGGUGACGAAAUUCAAGUACAUACAGGGUCGUCUUGAUGAAAUAAACAAUUGCCUCGAAAUCCGAUCGUAAAAUGAGUUGAGAAGAAUGAUCUGAUUGUUUUUGCAACAAGAAAAAACUUGGAAAUGCAUAACCUUCCCCGAAAAGAAAGGUUAUCACAGACAACGAUCAUAAUUGGAUCGUAAUAGUAGUUUACGCAACAAGGUGCAGAAUGAAGAUUUUUACAGCACGAGUCGUACAUUUAUCCAACGAGGCUUGCCGAGUUGGAUAAUUACGACGAGUGCUGGAAAAAUUGAGUUCUGCACCGAGUUGCGUACUACGUUUUUUGCAAUUUCAUAAAUUACCGCUUGAGGAUAGUUUUUAACAAUUUUUUUCAUUAAAGUGUACACUGAUGUUCAUAGCCAUAUUUAAGAAAGUCUGAUCAUAACAGGUUAUACUGUGCAUUUGUCACAUUUUUUCAGAGCUGCGUCCAGAAAUCACCAAGAAGUUGAUCAAAACUGAAAACAGUGCUGUAAUGGUUCAUUACGCAACGCAAAUCAGUGCUGUAAUGAACCACUACAGCACAGCUGAUUUGGUGUGGGAAAGUAGGCCUUUUCCUGUCAGAUUUGCGUGAGGUAAAACAGCCUAUUACGAAGAGAAAUUGCAAAAAAUUAUGUUUUGAAUCGAUCGGACGACCGUCCACACAUCCAUGCUUAGAAGGCGUGAAAAUUCUAACGCAUGAGUGAUCGUAAAACUGAGACGGGCGACGAAGAAAAGUAAACACUAUAAAUUUAUGAUCGCCCGGUGCGUUCAUGAAAAAUCAAGUUCGGGGAUGAUGAUGAUUGGUGUGGCUCUUGAUGACUCAGCCACUAAGGCAAGAAAUUUUGAAAUUGAAUUCGCGAGUACUUUCGCUCCCCUCAGAAUUUUGAUGCAUCGGAGAUUUCUGUUUUGUUUUGGGGAGAGUUUUUGGGAGGCCCGAAUCUCAGAGGUGAGAAUAAAUUGGCCAUUCGUUCUGGAGGCUCAAUUAAUCUCGCGGAUGUGAGAUGGCGAAAUGGGAGGCAUAGGGAAAAUUGAUCAUCCGUGUAGGGAAGAGUUUAGAAUUGCUCUCACGGAUGUGGGAGAUGCAAAGAUUAGAAAAGAGCGUAAUUUAUAAUCAAUUAUGCAUGGGGCAUCGGGAAAUUAAUUUCUCUUUGGUCUCGGAGAGAGUCCUGGAGAAUUUUUGAUCGGAUCAUAAUUAUGAUCAGGAGAAUAAGAGUUGAUGGUUAGAGAGAGGACCCUUAUAUAAGGGCCAGCAGAUCCAAUGAUCGGGGAGUCAGUUUGUGUUUAGAAUUUUUCCAUUGUUAAGUUUGGGUCUUGAGCUCGACGCCAUUUCUGGCUAAUCGACAACUCUUGUACUCCAUCUUAAUUUUGGAAAAAUUAGUUGAGACCAGUUUGCUUAGGGUUUUCCCAUUUAAACUUGAGAAAAAGUAGUUCAGUUCAGGCAGUUAGUGAUUCAGUUUAGUGGUUUAGAUAGUCAGUUAGUGUGUUUCAUUUGUAGAUGUUCAUUUCUAAUUCAGUGCACUGUGGAAAUUAAAAUAUUUUAUAAUCGGAAAAUAAAGUAGUGUAGUUUUAAGAAGUGGUGGUCAAUUUUUAUAGAUGAUGACAUAUCUUUAAGUAAACGCGUUCGGUUGCAAUUUUGAAAGUGAUCCGGGGGGGGUCCCGUUACAGUGUGGUGACAGCAGAAAAGAGUUUCGGUUUUAGAAGAAAUUUGGUGCGUCAUUUCUGACUGGUGGAAAAACCGUGAAAAUCAGGGAGUUUAAUAAUACGUGCGAAUGAAACAUUAGUGCGAAUAAUCAGAAACGUGUUAAAGCGAACUAUUAGUUGAGCUUGUAAAGUGAACGAACCCAAUUAGAACAAAACACCCAAAAAAAUCGAAUAAUUUUUUUUUUCUCUCGUUUAACAAGUUGUUUCUAACUUUUAUUGGUGAACAAAUGGACUGUUUAUGAACAAACUUAAGACCAAAUAUCGUUAUUGGUGAACAAUUUGAAGCAAUAAAGUGACAUCCCUAUUAUUAAUUAGAAACAAGGACUGAGUGUUUAAAAUGCGUCAAUCACUAGUUUGUUUUUGGUGAGUAAUAAUUUAUCCAAUCUUUUUAUUGUAUCUAAGUUUUAACCUUCCCUUAAUUUUUCUUUUUCACUCUCCACAAAAAGAAUCUUAAAAAUUGGCCAAGAUGUCGAAUAUGGAAGCUAUUGAAACUUUUAUUUCCGAAGAAUUGUCGAAUAUAAAGAAAAGUAUUAACAGGCCUAGAUCUGCCGAAAAUACUGAAGAAAAAAUAUCUUAUUUUACAGGAUGGUUUGAAGAAUUUGAUAAAAUCUUCAAAAAGAAUGUUAAUAAAAUGGAUGAGGCACAAAAGACCAAAUAUUCAGAACAAUAUAAAAGAGUAAAAGGAAAAGUAGAAGAGGCUUUACUAAUUUUGAAUAACAACAAAAUAUCAAUGAACACUUCUGAAGCAAACGCACAGAACAUUAUUGAAAAUGAGGAAGCAAAAGGAAUAUCUAAUAUAUCAGCUCAUACGGGUAAAGAGGACUCAAAACAGACUGAUAGCUCUGGCGACCAAAGAAAACAAAAUCCUCAAAAUAUUUCACAUCAAGAUUUUGCCAAUUUACUGAAUGAUAAAUACAAACAUGUUUUGUUAGCAAAUUCUGCAGCAAGCAGCUCAAAUUUACCUCUCCAGCCAAGCAGUUCUGCGGUAGUUAAUUACAAUUUUCCAAUGCAACUAGCUUUCCAAUGUAUUCCGGAAUUCAAUGGUUCACCAGAUGAAUUGAAUCCAUUUCUGUAUCAAAUUGAAUUUUUUGCAAAUCAAUUUCCUGCCAACGUUAAUCAUGCACCACUUUUAAACAUAGUACUACUCAAAUUAAAAGGAAAGGCAACAGCUUAUACUAGCCGAAUUCAAGGCCAAACAUGGUUAGAAGUGAAACAAAAUUUAAUCCGUGAAUUUUCAGCAAAACUUUCUGCGGAAGAAAUUUUGCAGAAAAUUGAAAAACUGGAACAAGGGUUUCAGGAAUCUUUCAAAAGCUACAAAGAACGAGGUUUCAAAAUCCUGGAAGCAAUAAGAUCAAUUGAACCGCCAGGACAACUUCAACCAUCAUUUGCGGAAAGGAGCUUGAAAAUCCAUUUUCUUAGUGGUCUAAGAAGCUCUCAUCUCAAACUGCUCGCUAAAACACAGCGCGGAUCAUCCUUUGCCGAUCUUCUGCUGUUUUUGGAAGAAGAAUUUGUUGAAUGUGAACAAAUGGAAGAUAUAGGAAAAAGGCUUCGUAACAUUAAUUUUUCGGGUCAAUAUUACUCGAGGCAAAAUCCCUCGAAUUAUCAGACCAGUAAACCUUGGCAGAAAACGAACGGACAAAUGGAAUCUAAUGCAUUCCGAAGAAAUUUCAAUAAUUCGCAACAAAAUCUUAGAAACGACAACAGAUUUCAAGGAAACAUGAACUCUAAAGUGAAUUUUAAUAACAAUUCAUACCAUCAAUUGAGACAAAACAACAAUUUUAGAAAUUUUAGCAAUAAAGUAAAUGAAAUUCGAAAUCGAAACAAUAAUUAUCAACAAUUAUCAUCUGCAAAUCAAGAACGAAGAUACAAUCCACAAAAUUUUAAUAGAUCAUAUAAUGGCAGAUAUGGAAACCAAAGAUAUGAUCAAAAAAACUAACUUAUGGGGCUUUUAAUAAUACAAGCGUCCGAAAACCCCAUACACAAAGAAAAUUUAGAAACGGGCGCAACCCAAUUCAACGCAAUUAUUAUUACAACAAAGAGCCAGUUGGCCCCAGCAUUUACACAUCAAGAGAUCAAAAUAAUGAAGCAAAAAUGCUUUCAGAAUUUCAACAGCCUUAUGAAAUUCUAUCUAUUAUUUUUACGAGAAAAAAGCAGUUCCAUUUGAAAAUUGCCACAUUAAACAGACCAAAUUGUCAUGUAAACUAUCUUCUCGAUACAGGAGCAUGCAGAAACCUGAUUUUAAAAAAAGUGUUUGUAUGCGUGCGGCGUCUAUAACAUAAAUCGAAAGGACAAAAUCUUAAUAACAGGUAUUUGUAACACUUCUAUUUCAUCGAUAGGAUCAGCAAAACUGCAACUACUUGUGGGAAAUUCCGUUUUUGAUACCAAAUUUUACGUCGUUGAAAAUCUCCCAGUUUCGGGAAUAAUUGGUGCAGAUUUCAUAAAACAGCACACUGUCUUUGUUAGUCAAAAUUUUGACUAUAUUGCAUUAAAAAAAUGUGGAGACAGCAAUAACCAACAGGAAGAACUGAUCAGUGACAAUCUAAGAAAUCGUCAAUAUAAUCGCAAUAAUGAAAUCUCUUUCUUUAACAACACGCAAUCGGAAGUGGAAACAAUGGCUAAGCGAAAUGCAAUAAAUUUUAAUGCAAGACAUGAGAAUUAUAAAAUCCAAAAUUUUAACAGCAUGGAUUUACAAAACGAAGAAGAGGAUUAUCAAGUCACAAGGGAAUUGGAUUUGGAUAGUGGUAGAGAUUAUGAUUUAUUGGAACACAAAAGCUGCCAAAUGUUAAAAGGCGAUGACUUAACUUACACGAACAUGGCAACUCAUGAAAUAGAAACAACGACGAAUAUACCAAUAAAUAAAAGGCAAUAUAGAAUGCCAGAGUCCACAAAAAGGCACAUUGAUGAACAAAUUGAUGAGAUGCUGAAAUUAAAGAUAAUCAAACCAAGCAAGAGUCCGUGGAAUGCUCCAGUUUUAUGUGUGCCCAAAAAGGAUGACGCUAAUGGUAACAAGCGAUAUCGAAUUGUAGUAGAUUUCAGAGCACUAAAUACGAUAACAAAACAAUAUGUGUUUCCGAUUCCACUAAUCAAUGAAAUUUUAGAUAACAUUGGAGAUAGCCAAUAUUUUUCUUCAAUCGAUCUUAAGUCAGGAUUCUAUCAAAUUCCUAUUAACCCAAAAGAUGCUUCUAAAACAGCAUUUUCAACAUCUAAGGGACACUUUGAAUUCAAUCGCAUGCCAAUGGGUUUGAAAAACAGUCCAUCAACUUUUCAAAAAUUAAUGAAUACAAUUUUAUACGAAAUUCAACCAGUCAAAGCUUUUGUGUAUCUGGAUGAUAUUGUUAUUUUUGGAAAAACAAUUCAGGAACAUAAUGAGAAUUUAUGUAAAGUUCUAGAAGCUCUUAAAAGGAAUAAUUUGAAAAUAGAGCCUGAGAAAUGCAAUAUUCUCAAAACAGAGAUAAAAUACUUAGGCCAUAUCAUUGAUAAGAAUGGAAUUAGACCUACAGAUGAGAAUAUUAAAACUAUUCAGAAGAUGGAAAAACCAAAAACAAUUAAAGGUGUUCGAUCAUUUUUAGGAACGGUAAAUUUUUAUGGAAAAUUCAUUCCUAAUAUGGCAGAUAAGCGGAAACCGUUGAACAAUCUGCUUAAGAAAAAUGUAAAAUUUAGAUGGACGGACGAAUGUGAUGUAGCAUUCAAUCAGUUAAAAGAAUGUUCAAUAUCGGAACCAAUAUUAGUGCGUCCAAAUUAUCAGGAUACUUUCGUUAUUACCACAGAUGCGAGUGACUAUGCUAUUGGAGCAGUUCUCUCAAAUGAGAAAACAACUGAUCAUCCAAUUGCUUAUGCGAGUAGAGCAUUAAUUGGAGCCGAGCUUCGGUACUAUAUAAUUGAAAAAGAAUUGCUUGCAAUUGUAUGGGCUAUUGAAUAUUUUAAACAUUUUGUUUUCAAUCAAAAAUUCAUUGUGUACACGGAUCAUAGACCAUUAAUUGCCAUAUGGAGACUAAAAGAAAAUUCUUCAACCCUUUCUAAACUAAGGUUGAAAAUCCAGGGACUAAAUUGUGAAAUCAGAUACAAGCAAGGUAAAGAAAAUGUCGUGGCAGAUUUCUUAUCCAGGCUUGAACAGCCAAAAGUUGAGAAGGAAACCAAUUCUCAACAAUACAAUGAUGAAGAAGCACCAAAACAAGAGUCUAAUUUAAUUGGAGUUUUGACACGAUUCCAAAAGAGAUGCCAAAACCAGAAUAGUAUUGUUCAUCCUCCAACACAAUUAUCAGAAAACAAAUGUGAUGCAGAGAAGGCUGAUGACAAAGAAAAAUCUGAUGAUAAUCAAAAUCAAAACCAGAUGCAAAGCAAUGACGAUGAUACGGCAUUUAACGACCUAAUGAACAUUGAUAUUAAUUUUGAUGAUUCAUUAGAGGUGGAGCAAAAUAAAGAUGAGGAAGAAAUUUUUGACUCAGAAGUUGAUUAUAAUUUGCUCAAAUUUAAUAAAAAUAAAAUGAAAUUGAACGAGGUGGAUGCUACAAUAGCAAUUCUAAAUAGCAGAACUGCAUUCAAAGAGUUGCAUGAAUUAAUUGAUCUACCACAUGGAUUUAAAGAUUUUCUUUCAGGCGAAGUAAUUUCCAUGCCAAAAGAUAAGAUAUGGGGAAUUAUACUAAAUGGUUCUAAACAAUCUGCUUUAGAAUCUAGAAAGUUAUUCACUACUUUGAGAAAUAUCCUACGAAAUAAUGUGGAUUUUUCCAAUUCUGGUACUAAUAUUCAAAUAAUCUCUUUCAGAAAAAUAAAAUCGUCGCAAGAUUUUGACAUAUUAUGCCAUAUUGCAAAAAAGUUUAAUAAAGUUUUUCAUUUGUAUAGUUCUGAUUCAGACAGAAUGUUUGUGGAACCAGAAAAUAGAGCAACAGUCCUGAAAGAAUUCCAUGAUGCCCCACUUGGAGGACAUGUUGGAAGCGAAAGAAUGCUUAAACGUUUAAGACCAUUAUUUAUUUGGGAAAAUAUGAAAAGAGAUAUUCAAAACUUUGUUAGACAAUGCGACUCAUGCCAGAAAAAUAAAAUAUGGCCGGCGAAUCGAAUACCAAUGAAAAUUACAACAACUUCAGAAGAACCAUUUCAGAAAAUCUAUAUGGAUAUUGUGGUUUUACCAGUGUCCGAAGAAAAUAAUAGGUAUGGUUUAGUAAUACAAGAUGAUUUGACAAGAUUUUUAACAGUGGUGCCAAUGAAAAAUCAGGAAAGUUACACAGUUGCGAAAGCAUUUGUUGAAAAUUUUAUUUGUCGUUUCGGUACUCCAUUAGAAUUAGUCACCGAUAACGGUUCAAACUUUGUAAGUUCAUUAAUGAAAAAUGUGUGCAAAAUUUUAAAAAUUAAAAAGAUUACCACGAGUGCAUAUCAUCCACAAGCUAAUUUAGUGGAACGAUCGAACCGGGAAUUGAAAAUUUACCUCAGACAGUACAUUGUAAGUAAUCCGUUAAUUUGGGACGAAUUACUACCAUUUUUUUCGUUCGAGUAUAAUACGACAAUCAAUUCUUCGACAGGCUAUUCCCCGUAUGAAUUACUUUACGGGAGAAAAGCGAGAAUCCCAAAUUCAGUUUAUUGUUCAAAUAACAAUGAACUAAAUUAUGCAGACUACUCGGAAGAAUUGAAAGCAAACUUCAAAAAUGUUCAUGGCAAGGCCAAAGAAAAUCUUGUUGCUUCUAAAAUUACACGAAAAGAAAUUUACGACCGACAAACUAAUAAUUGGCAGCCGAUGUGGGGAGAAUUAGUUUUAGUAAAAACCAACCCAAUUGGAGCAGGAAAAAAACUGCAAGAAUUGUGGAAAGGCCCGUAUGAAGUUGUAGACCUGCCGAGUGAGCAAACCACAAUAAUAAAAAAUGGGAAAAAAUUAGAAAAAAUACACAAUAAUCGUUUGCGAAAAUAUAACGAUUAGGCAUUCAUAUUUUAAAAUUUGAAAAUCUAACCCAAUAUAGACAUACCCAUAGCGUAAAACUGAAGUAAGUUACGUAAUGAAAGAUAAUUGUAUAAUAAAAAUAUCGUUGCAGAAAUAAUUUGAUUGACUGAUUUGUCUUUAUUGCAGUGUGCGUUCAAGAUGCAAACGGUGCCCAAAUGCGCUUCAAACGCGGUAACACAGUGUUACCAAAGGCAACUUAGCAACCAUAGUCAAUAUCACCAACCUAGGUUUCAAAUGCUCCCGCUGACAUCGGGUUACUUGUUAGAAAAUCUUACCGCAUUUGGUGCUCCCGCAUUUGAUAUUUGCAUUUUGAAGGCACACAGCAAUAUUAAAGAGACUUUCAGCCCUUGGCUGGUUCGUCUUUAUCCUAAACAAUUGCAGAAAUAACUAUAUUAUGUAUAUAAUACAUAAUAUAGUUAUAUUAUACAAAAAAAAAAACCAAAUAUACACUACCCGUCAAAAGUACGGACUCACAAAAAGUAUUGCAACAAUAUUGCAUCACCCUGACUCACCUCAAUAUCUCCAAAACCAGAAGACUUACAAAGAUGCUGUCUUCAGCAAAGUUUUUCAGAAACCCAAGAGCAACAACUUUUCUGAAGGCGAUAUUUUUGUAGGUGUUCUGGUUUUAGAGAUAUCGAGGUGAGUCAGGGUGAUGCAAUAUUGUUGCAAUACUUUUUGUGAGUCCGUACUUAUGACGGAUAGUGUAUAUACAUUAAUCGUUUAACAUAAUUUAUUUACAUUUAACCAUCAUUUAACUCCGGACACGAAUGCCACAGGGGUGGUAAAGUGUCCCAAAUAAAUACUAAUAAUAAUAAUCGUUUAACUUUCUUAUAUAAAAUUUUAUUAACUAUAACACAAAAUAACUAUCUAAAUUUAUAUUAAUAACUGUAUAUCAUAAUAUAUUUUUAUAACUAUAAUAAUUUUCUCUCUCAAUAUUAUUCAGUUUUACUACAGCUAAUACAUAAAGAUUCUAAUUUGGGAAUAUUUGUUUUCCGUGUUAAUAACAAAGACAUUGAUCUAAUUAAAACUAAAUAUUGUAUAUAUACAAGAAUAUUAAAAAUAAAUAAUAUUAAAACCAACAAAAAAAAAAACAAAACAUUUUUAGGUACACCACAAAGGGUAUUUAUCAGGUAAGUGUUUAAAAAAAAAAUGAGUACUCCAACCGAUCGCAUAUUUGCUUUGAACGCGUUAUCCAUUUGUAGAUUGUGUUUUAGACAAAAAAAGAGGCCUUAUAGAUAUACAAACGGAUUUAUUACUCAAUAAUCUGAUUGUGGGGUAUCUAGGGAAAGGAUCGUAUCUUAGUGACAUGGUUACUAGGAAAAUUUGCAAGAAAUGUUCAAACAGAAUAAAAAACAUUGAUGCAUGUGUAAAAUUUUUUAAAGAGGUAGAUGAAGUUAUGGAAGCAUUUAUUGAAAAUGGAUCAAUAAUUCCUAUCAUAAAUGAUUGGGCUACAACAGUAAUGAAAUUUUUAAGUUUGUGUAAUAUAUAGGUAAAAAUACAUCUGAUUGAACUAAAUGAAAAUCGAAAAAAAAAUAUAAAAGGUUGUUUAAAAUGAAGAUCAUGUGAAAUUUCCUCACAAUCGACAUGGAAAUCAUGAAAAAAAGGAAUAAUAACAUAAAAUAAAACGUUUAAGAUAUACGGAAACGAGUAAUACAUGUAUUUUUUAAAGAAUGAGUACACGGUCGAUCGUAUUGCUGCUUUUAGCGCGCUAUCAAUUUGCAGAUUUUAUUUUUAACAAAAAUGAUAAAGCAAAGUAUCGCUUAAUAACAUAAUAGCGAGUUUCCUAGGUAAUAGAUUACAUAGUAAUGACAGAGACACUACCAAAAUCUUCAAGAAAGACAUGAAUGAAAUAAUGAACAUUGAUGCAUGUUUAUACCAUGGGAAAUUUUUUAACGAAAAUGAAUUAAUUACCCCUAUUACAAAAAAAAAAAAAUCGUAACGAAAUUCCACCAGGUCGAGAAUGAGCUGAAUACUUCUUAUUUGAAUACGACAAGUCAAAAAAAUAAAAUAAAAUAAUAAUAAAAAAACAACGAAUAAAGGGACAAAUACAUACAACCAGAGGCUGAUACAGAACCAUUAAUACAAUUAAUACAAAUUCAUAUGAACAUUAUUCGGACCAAGGUGCACCAUAUCCAUUGGAUAGAGAAAGAUAAAGAUAAAAAUAUACAAAAAAGAGUAAAUCUGGCAUCGGAAACUAAAAAAAAAAUAUGGCAUAUUCAUUGAAAUUACAUUGUCGACGGGUCAUCAAAUUCUGUACCAUUUGGAAAGUUAAAAAUCAGGCAAUUGUUUUAUCUAUUUACCUAUGUUUGUUUGUAAGAAUGAAUGAUUGGACAAGGUUAGUGCACACCAGAAUGAAUGUGCAGAAUAUAUUAAACGAGAUGUUUGAAAAUGAAAAGUAUGGAAUUGGACAGUUUUGUUUUCCCCACAUUGCCAAAGUACAGAGUAUCAAAGGUUUGGUAAACCAAGCUACCACCAGGAAUGACAAUAUUCCUGAUUCAUCAAGGUACUGUAUCUUACGAUACUAACAAGUUCUUGAAUGAAUAAUAAACAAUAUGCUUAAUAAAUAUGCCAAGAAAUAUAAUACAUGAAAUAGGAAAAAAAAACUAUGCUAAAGAAAACGGAAAAACGAAAAUGGCAUGGUUUGGUAAACCUAGCUACCACCAGGAAUGCAGAAUUCCUGAUUCAUCAAGGUACUGUAUCCAUUGAUACACAUAGUGCUUGAAUGAAUAAUAAAUAAGCCAUCAAACAAUAAUGAAUACCUUGAGUCCAGAAAUGAAAAAAAAAAAAAAUAAAUCAAUGGUCUGGUCUGGUAAACCAAGCUACCGCCAGGAAUAGAGACAUUCCUGAUUCGUCAAGGUACUGUAUCCAGCGAUACAAAAAAGUUCUUGAAUGAAUAACAUGACCAUGAAACGAAAAACAAUCAAAAAAGAAAACGUUAUGGUAAACAAAGAAAAUGAAAAAUGGUUCGGUUUGGUAUACCCAGCUACCACCAGGAAAAACAAACUUCCUGAUUUCAUCAAGGUACGGUACUGUAACGGUACGAUAAAGUUCUUGAAUGAAAAAAAAACAGCCAAAUUUGCUCCCAAAGAUGAGAAGAAGACUGUCGGUCUUGCCUGUUCCAAAAUAUUAAAAAAAAAAAAGAAAAAAAGAAAAUCAUAUAAAAAUAUCAUGAAUAUAUAAAAAAGAUUUGAUUUUAACAUGCAUCAAUGAUUCAAAUCGAUUAUUUAUGACCAAGUCGAUAUAAGGAAGAAUAAGAAUAAAAGUGCUGAAACCAAAAAUAAAAUCUAAUAAACUAUUUGUUCAUCUACAGAAGAAGACGCAUAAAAAAAAACUUUAAUUGAAAUUCAGCAGUACAAGCAACAGACACAUAAGAGAGAAGACGAAGAGAUGAUAGGUCAAAUGCGACGGACACAGGAUGAAGAAGAAGCGAUCGUGCAGUUGAUGUUAAUUAACAAAUAUGGGUAAGAAAUCAGAAGACUAACCAACAUAUAUAUAUAUAUAUAUAUUUUUUUUUUCAGGAGCAAAUGUAAGAGCUAAGUUCUCUUUUACCGAAAAGUACAAAAUUAUGAAAUAUCGUCACAUAACACAAUACAGAAACGUGGGGAUUAUUUUUGCGAAAUUAAUUUUCAAAUGUUUAAGUUAAAAAACUUUUUGAUAAACUGCGGGUAUGUUAAACAAGAUUUUUUUUAACAUUUAUACAGGAAGGGAAAUUAAUUUUAUUUCCAAUAAUUGUAAAUGUUGGAAAGUUAUUAUUUUUUUCCAUUUAUGCUGGGAGAUGAAAAUUUUAAUUAGCAUGGUUUUUGUCAAUUAAGGGAAUUUGUUGGAAAAUUUUUCAUAAUAAUUCAUUAAAACGUGUGUUCAAUAAAAAUAUAUCAAUUGUAAAGUGCUCAUAAUUAUUAAGAAAAAUAGUCGUUUGAAGCUUCUAGAUGAAUAAGAAUCAAGAGAAAACAUAGGUCAUUAGGAAAGGUGAUUAAUAAGACAAUAGUUCAAAGGCAACAAGCUUAAACUUCAACCAUACAAACAUGGAUGUAUGGAAAAUGAAAGAAAAAGUUCCAGAAAUCAUCAAUCAGAGGUCAACGAGCAACAUCGGAACCGUAUUAACAGGGAUGUACGGUAAUGGAAAGAAAAGUUCCAGCAUCAACAACGAGUUCAUGAUUGGCGAGUCGAUUAGGUUGGUCAGAAGGGUAAACUGAGCAUCAAGCAUCAAACAUCAGGGUCAACGGAACAUAUCUUCUACAGUCAAAGCAAAUUGUUGCAGAAAGUGUAAAUACGCGGAUUUCAACCUUUUAGGAAGGAAAAUGAUCACAUAUACUUUACAACCUACCCGGUUUAUAUUUCACAAACUCAUAUACCAUUUCCUAUAAUACCAAUUCUUGGACGAGAAAGCAUCAAAAUUCUUGUAGCCGGCAUUUAUUAAUGGAUAAUUCAACAGCAGCAUAACUCUACAAGUUGCAUUUGUCACUAGCAACGAACAAUUUCCACAAAAGAAAUAGUCAAAAUGUUCUUGGCUGAGCAAGUAACAACAACACAACCAAUUAGAGGAAGGAUGACAUUAAAUGCAUUAACGACAAAUACAACAAAUAUUUCAGCAGGAAAAAGCCACAUUUUCAAGCUGUCGUCAUAUACGCAAAUUUCAACAGCAUCCUAAGGCAGCAAGAACCAAUUAUCGAUAUAUUGAAAAAAAAAACACAACCAACAAAAUACGUUUUUCACCACAAUGAUUUUAAGACUAUUAAUUGGAAUAACAAGGACAUUAUGCGUGAAUAUCCUGUUUUCAAUCGAAUAGACAAGUGGACACAAGAUUUUUCUCACGGAACCAGAAAUAAGCAAAAGUUUCAAGAAUCACGUAGAAUUGAAAUCACAAACAAGGAAAAAAUUACCGUUACAAAGGAAAUCAACCAUUAGGAGAAAUCAAAGAAGCAGUAUGGGAAUCGCACAACAGUUAAUCACCGAUAAACACAACGAAGCAACGAGAAGGAGAUGCUUGGUUUUUGCCCUAAUGACUCACUUAAAGACUCAGCCAUGAUCAACAACUUCGAAACAUCGGGAUUCAUCAAAAUCAAAGUAUGUUUAUAUCACAAUAUCACGGCGAAAACGGUAGCGGAAUACGGAGUCAACAGUUGCCAUUUGAAUCACAGGUAUGAGUCUAGUUAAAUAAAAAAAAAUAUAUUAGGAAAGAAGAAGAAUAAUAAUCUAGUUUUAAAACUUGUAAGGAUUAACAUUAGCUAGAAAAUGGUCAGCCAAGGAUAUUAUCGAAUCAGAUUCAAUAGAAACAAAACAAGAGCACUAUAAAUAUAAUAUUUAUAAGCAGAAGCAAAGCAGUAUGUAAAUCAACUCUUAUUCGAAAAACAAAAAGACCUCAUAGGGCCAGAAACAUGACCAACAUUUUAAAAAAUUAAGAAAUUUUAAGAAAUUUCUUAAUUUUUUUGCGGGAAAAGUAAGGGAAUGCAACAAACCGCUGAAUUGAGAUUCAGCAAUUUAUUGCCAAAAUGAUAAUUUUUGUCAUUUUUCGGGAAUGGGGCAUACGUCACCCUUUUCCCCAAUCAUUUGCAACAAUUUUGCAUUUUUCGCUCAUGCCGAAAUAAGAGAAAGGGAAACCAACAUUUUGGGAUCUCGGCUUAUAUUUUAUGACAUAAACAUCGGGCAUGGUUUUCAACAUAUGUUGAAGCCUUCUGUGCCUGUAUUCUGGGUGACGAAAUUCAAGUACAUACAGGGUCGUCUUGAUGAAAUAAACAAUUGCCUCGAAAUCCGAUCGUAAAAUGAGUUGAGAAGAAUGAUCUGAUUGUUUUUGCAACAAGAAAAAACUUGGAAAUGCAUAACCUUCCCCGAAAAGAAAGGUUAUCACAGACAACGAUCAUAAUUGGAUCGUAAAAUUAUGUUUUGAAUCGAUCGGACGACCGUCCACACAUCCAUGCUUAGAAGGCGUGAAAAUUCUAACGCAUGAGUGAUCGUAAAACUGAGACGGGCGACGAAGAAAAGUAAACACUAUAAAUUUAUGAUCGCCCGGUGCGUUCAUGAAAAAUCAAGUUCGGGGAUGAUGAUGAUUGGUGUGGCUCUUGAUGACUCAGCCACUAAGGCAAGAAAUUUUGAAAUUGAAUUCGCGAGUACUUUCGCUCCCCUCAGAAUUUUGAUGCAUCGGAGAUUUCUGUUUUGUUUUGGGGAGAGUUUUUGGGAGGCCCGAAUCUCAGAGGUGAGAAUAAAUUGGCCAUUCGUUCUGGAGGCUCAAUUAAUCUCGCGGAUGUGAGAUGGCGAAAUGGGAGGCAUAGGGAAAAUUGAUCAUCCGUGUAGGGAAGAGUUUAGAAUUGCUCUCACGGAUGUGGGAGAUGCAAAGAUUAGAAAAGAGCGUAAUUUAUAAUCAAUUAUGCAUGGGGCAUCGGGAAAUUAAUUUCUCUUUGGUCUCGGAGAGAGUCCUGGAGAAUUUUUGAUCGGAUCAUAAUUAUGAUCAGGAGAAUAAGAGUUGAUGGUUAGAGAGAGGACCCUUAUAUAAGGGCCAGCAGAUCCAAUGAUCGGGGAGUCAGUUUGUGUUUAGAAUUUUUCCAUUGUUAAGUUUGGGUCUUGAGCUCGACGCCAUUUCUGGCUAAUCAACAACUCUUGUACUCCAUCUUAAUUUUGGAAAAAAUAGUUGAGACCAGUUUGCUUAGGGUUUUCCCAUUUAAACUUGAGAAAAAGUAGUUCAGUUCAGGCAGUUAGUGUUUCAGUUUAGUGGUUUAGAUAGUCAGUUAGUGUGUUUCAUUUGUAGAUGUUCAUUUCUAAUUCAGUGCACUGUGGAAAUUAAAAUAUUUUAUAAUCGGAAAAUAAAGUAGUGUAGUUUUAAGAAGUGGUGGUCAAUUUUUAUAGAUGAUGACAUAUCUUUAAGUAAACGCGUUCGGUUGCAAUUUUGAAA